AUAUGAUGUCAUUGUGUGCUUCACUGGGAUCUAAGUUCGACGACAGGACUCGCGUGACUCCAGUGGUGGGCGAAGUGUAUUUGGCGCGUGCCAUCGCCGACAACGAGACGUAUCGCGCGGUUGUCCUCGAAGUGACCGGAGACCAGUGCAGAGUCCAGUACAUCGACUUCGGCAACGAAGAAGUCAUUGACUCGAGUUCUCUCAUGCAAUUGACACCCGAAAUGAGUGUCUCUUCUGUGGCGCCCAUUGCCAUCAAAUGUAGAGUCGAUUCCACGAAACUAAGUGCUGAUAAUUUGGAGAAGAAGUUGGAUCAGGCCAUCGAUGGCUCGUUUCUUAUCAAAAUAAAGAUCCUUUCCAUCGAGAACUCUGUCCACUCAGUCGAAGUUUACUAAGCGUUCAUUUCAUGCAAACAUUUUUCACUACAUAUAAGAUUUCGUUUAUUUUUUAAAUACUUGUUUUUUUAUUUUCAACUAAUUAUGAAUCACUGAAUAAUUAUAAUACCAAUAGUUAGUCC
Molecule: messenger RNA, 514 nt
Organism: Oppiella nova
Lineage: Eukaryota; Metazoa; Arthropoda; Arachnida; Sarcoptiformes; Oppiidae
Source: the annotation of a GenBank genome assembly